Molecule: messenger RNA, 957 nt
Organism: Rotaria socialis
Lineage: Eukaryota; Metazoa; Rotifera; Eurotatoria; Philodinida; Philodinidae
Source: the annotation of a GenBank genome assembly
AUGCAAGUUUGUCAACACCGUCCAUACGAAUGUAUUCAAGUUUCCUAUCGUGGUAUUAGCAAAUGUAUAACGAAUUUUAAUCGUCUAACCACAGUUAGUCAUGUUAUUGAUGCAUUACUCGAUGAUUUAUCUGAAAUACGUUAUUUAUCUGCAAAUGAUUGUUGUUUAUAUAUUGAACGUCAACCAUAUUUAUUUCCAUUAAAAUCCACAGAUUUCAUUCAAGAUAUUCUACUACGUUACACAGCAACACAUGUACAUUUUAAAUUAUCAUUUAAACGUAAUUCAUCACCGUCACGUUUUGCACAACGUAAAAGACUUCUGCGAACAGCAGGAUAUAUACAACCAUCACCAGUAAUAAAUGCCUAUGAACAGUUAAAAAUUCAAGAAUCAUUAAUUCGACGGCAGCAUGAAAUCAUAACGCAAUUAAGAAAAACAAAUCUAUCGAGUGAUUGUCGUAUUCAACAAAAUGGAACAUCAAAUUAUGGAAAUUAUUUGGAUUGGAUUACUCAAAAUGAGCAUGAUGGUGAUAUGAGUGACGAUAGCAAAACUUCAUUGGGUUUAAUGUCAACAUCCAGAAGACAUUCACGUCAAGAUGAAUAUCUUAAAGCAGUUAAUCAUGAAACAGUUAAUUCUAGGCGUUCAUUAUCACGCGUUCGUUUUCGUCCGUCAACUAUAAUAAAUACAGAUGAAAUUUCAACAUCACUGACACAAGUGAAAAGCAUUUUAAAAAAGGGUGCAACAAAUUAUUCUCAUAUUCCUCGAACUUCAAGUGUCGAUCGUGAUAUCAAUCGAUUAAUAUCUACUAAACAACGUAGAAACAGUCUAUACACAUUUGAUGAUGCCGAUGAUGAUAAUUUAACUGAUCGAAGUACAACAGACUCGUGUUUAGGUUCACUUUCAUCUGACGAUAAUAAUAGUUAUGUUAUCAAUCAACAACAAUUAGAAACACUUGUAUGA